AUGGGUAUCAAGGUCCUGCAGCUCCAUGUAAAAACCCUGGGCGCAAAUUUCGCCUUAUUUGGGGCAUUCGCCGCUAAUGGAGGCCGAUCGAUUCCAAGCAGCGUGCCCAGGCCCAGCAAGGUACGGAAAGGCCUUCUCUCAUUCGAUGAGCUGCCAGAAUGGCAUCAAGACAACGAGUACAUCCGCCAUAGCUAUCAGCCGAUCUCAGGCUCGGCUCAAACUUCGUUCCGCACACUUGUCUUUCUACUCGGCGAAUGGUAUAUCCUACAGUACCUUAGAAGUCGGUACGCCAACCUCACGGGCACUGAUAUCUUCAUCUUCACUUUCUUUCUAUUGACUGCUUUGCGAUUCGACUUGGUAGGUAUAGUGGUAUUGACAUUGGGUGACUUUGUAUCUGGGAUGUGCAUGGUGUUCUGGUGUGAACCCUUGCAACUUCUUGGAUCUAUAACGAUUUUCAUAAUGGUGAACCCUAAGUUUCAGAGUCCGAAACAUCGUCUUUUCCGAACUCUAGCGUUUGUCAUAACUGGCAUGUCUGGCUUUGCACCUUUGAUCCAUGGUUGUACCAUAUUUGCUUUGAUCUAUGCAACUAAGUUUCCCGAGCGCAUUUUCCCGGGCAAAUUCGACAUUGUCGGCUCCUCCCAUCAACUCUAUCACAUUUUAGUGGUCUUUGCCACUGUAACACAGUUGAUUGCAGUACUCAAAGCUUUCGAUUACAACUACGGUAAUCGAGUAUGUUUGUCUCUUUGAGCUAGGCAUGUUGAGAUAUUUAGAUAUAAGAGUCUUGAAACUCCAGUCCACUGCGGGUAAAGAAAAUAACUAUAUCCCAUCGGGUGCGGAAUAGCUCCAUUUUUGCCAAGCCCCAAAAUACCCAC
Molecule: messenger RNA, 872 nt
Organism: Colletotrichum phormii
Lineage: Eukaryota; Fungi; Ascomycota; Sordariomycetes; Glomerellales; Glomerellaceae
Exons: 7
Coding region: 1-747 (248 amino acids)
Biological process (GO): intracellular zinc ion homeostasis
Cellular component (GO): membrane
Molecular function (GO): signaling receptor activity
Source: RefSeq, a predicted model, not a curated record